UUCACUUCAUUCAGCUGCUCUCAGCGCGGAGGAACGUCGCCGUGUUUUUGCGCUUCUUCUCGGAGACGCAGCUGCGCUUUUUAUGCGCAACCUGGCGCAACACGUGCGGAGUUUAGAGGAAGGAAUCCGGAAUAUUUCAGCUCAUCCUGGGGAUUCCCUCUGCUCCUCCUCCUCCUCUUCAUCAUCGGCCCAGACCCUGUUGACGUUUCCAUGGAAACCCUGGCCUCCAUUUGGGCCCGUGACCCCGGUGACCUCCAUGACCUCGCAGAGAAGCGACACGAGCCGUCGGCAGCCUUGGAAUCUCAGUGUAGCUUCUAUGGAUCUCCUCCUGCUGGUCUGAUGUGGAUGGAGCAGAUUUCACCUCAUCUGCAGAGAAACAAACAGCUGCAGGACGCUCUGCUGCAGAGGGAGGAGGAACUGGUCAGACUGCAGGAGGAGAACAACAAGCUCAGAGAGUUCCUCAACUCCUCCUUUGUGAGAAACCUGGAACAAAAGGCCAAGAAACUGACCGCCGAGGGAAGAAGGACGCUGAAGAGGAACCUCAACAAUGAAACCUUCAACCAUCAGCAGCUUAGCAAGAGAGUCUGCAGGAACCUCACGGCCGAGUUCUGCUCCGAGUCGUCCACCCUCUCAGAACCAAACCUGGAUCUGUGGGUGCUACGAACGCUGGGACUGAAGGACCGAGACACCAUCGACACGUCCAACGAGUCCUCGUCCGACUGCAGCCUCAGAGGCUUAGUUUACGAUGCUGCCUUCAUGUCUUUGUCGUCUCCUGAAGACAACCUCAGCUCAUCAUUCGGUUCUCCGGUGGCUUCAUCGACCCCGUCAUCUGUCCACAGCUUCUGCCAAAGAUCUACUCAUGAUUACAGGUUCAAAGAACACCAACCAGACUGUGGUAAUCCUGCUGAGUCCAAUCAGAACUGCACCAGAUCAGCUGACGUCACUGCCGACAGACCGACCGAACAUCUCGAGAUGAUUAGGAGCUGUAACACCUCCACUGCCUUUGAGAUCCACUCCAUCGCUGCCACAAGUCGAGUCCAAACUCUGGACUCAGAAAAGCCUCCUCUGUUCUGGUCUCACAGCCGGACACCAUUACAGGACUCAGUCCAGUUCAGCCCUCCAGCAGGAAGAGUCCACUUCCCCCAGAUGUCGACCUCCAACCAGCCUUGGACACCUGGCGGCCAAACUCCUGCCGAGUCCAGUCAGAACUGCACCAGAUCAGCUGACGUCACUGCCGACAGACCGACCGAACAUCUCGAGGCGACCAGGAGCUGUAACACCUCCACUACCUUUGAGAUCGGCUCCAUCGCCGCCGCUAGUCGAGUCCAAACUCUGGACUCUCAGGACUCAGUCCAGUUCAGCCCUCCAGCAGGAAGAGUCCACUUCCCCCAGAUGUUGACCUCCAACCAGCCGUGGACGCCCGGCAGCCCCAUGAGUCCGUCUGCGGUACCUCGGUCUCCUGCAGCGCCGCCGACACCUUGUGGUCGCUCAGAUUUGGCAUUCAGCAUGUUGCUCAGCCCGUCCAGUAGCGUCAAGACCCACAGCUUUCCCCAGGGCCAGGCCUUCGUCAGGAAGGAUACCGGAGGGCGGUGGAACUUCACGUGGGUGCCCAAUCAAUGACCGUAGCAUCGUAGUUUAGGGCUACAAAUCCACGUUGGAUCUUUUGUUGGUUUGUUAAGACUUUCGUAACACAAAGAGUCUCACUUACGACCACAAAGACAGACUUUACUGUGACAAUUUAAUGGGAAAACUUCAGUAACGUGCCUUUUAUAGUCCUCAUCAGUAAGGAUCCUGUUGAGAUUUUUUUUUAAAAUUGUGUUACAUUUCAUUCACUCGACUAGUCUGAACAAAAAAUGCAAAAAAAGAUGAGACUAACCAGCCAAACUGCGAACCUUUUUAUAGUUCAAUUAUAGUCUAAGUCUAGCACUAAACAUUAACAGGACUGCCUAAAAUGUCGUCUGUAUGACAAGAUCUUUAUUUAUGGUGUGCAAACUGUGUACAAGUCAAGUUGCCACAACUCUCUAUGCUGCUUUCAAUGACUUCAGAGUCUUUUGCAAGUGGUUUUAAUGUUUUGGCUCAUCUGUGUCUAUUAAACAUGAAGAAAAAUUGCGCCGCAACGCAAAAAAACUGCCUCAGAAACAACAACAAAUUAGAUGUUUAGCAGGUUGUUAACACAAUUAUAGGCACUGGGACUAAAACAAAGGCUAACAAUCAGUUUAAAAGUAACGUUAAAGCUGCCACUGACUGGUUUACUGGAUUGUUGGCUGUAACUGAAGAGCUGAAUUUAAUAAAAAUGUCACUGCCACUGCUGAUAAAGCAGUUUUUAGAACAAAAAACAGUUUCAGUUACCCAACAAAAUAAUAUUGAAAGCAAGCAACCAUUACACAAUGCUAAUCCUCAAAUCCAAAUUGAAAAGGCGUAGUUGUGAUUGUUAUUUUGACUGUUCCAGAGGUGUCCUUUUUUUGUUUGUGUGGCUCAAAGCCUCGUAGGGAUUUAGCUAGCAACGGACCACCAUGACAGAGACCUCUGUGGCGGUUAAUGACCUUCAAACAGAGAGUUACAAAAUUUGUUGUAAGUUGCACAAACGCAUCUUUGGAUGAACUUAACAUUUUAAACUGAGAUUAAAUAGUCCUGAAAUAGUGAUCCAACUUGACAUCCAGCUGCCAUUUUAACUGAAAGCAAAGCACUUUUUCGACAACUUUAAACACUAUAAAGUCACAAAAACGUGCAUUUAACGCAUUUAGAAUCAUUUUACAUGUGAUAAACUUACAUAUUUUAAUCAGUGGUUUUCAUCUUGUCUUGUGGAAACCAUUUAUUUAGAGAAAACAGAGGAAACCCUGGGAAUGCUAAAUCAGUUUACACUGUAUGUCGGCAAUAAAAUGUGAAAUGUGUUUUGGGGAAUGUACCACAACGAAUGAAAAUUGCUGAAUUUCAUCUGAUUUCUCUUUAAAAACUCAACACAAAAGCUAUAAAUGACAUGUUCAACGGCCCAAAACCUCACAAAGGGAAGGUUAAAAUGUGACGUUAACUGGAAAAUAAUGUUUUAAAAGCUGUAUAUUGCAUAAAAACAUGCCUGAAUACAUAUGGAUAUGUGAGGGUUUUUUUCUACGUGUGAUUAAUUUGUGAAGAUGUUUUGAUUAAACGGGAACAUAUCACAAACAGAUUAAAUGUUUACAUGUGUAAGAAUUAA
Messenger RNA from Acanthochromis polyacanthus (spiny chromis), 3190 nucleotides. RefSeq names its product geminin coiled-coil domain containing (gene gmnc). Lineage: Eukaryota; Metazoa; Chordata; Actinopteri; Pomacentridae. Gene Ontology annotation, biological process: negative regulation of cell cycle; negative regulation of DNA replication. The coding region runs from base 211 to 1620 and encodes 469 amino acids. The record is from RefSeq and is a predicted model, not a curated record. The transcript is spliced from 5 exons. Gene Ontology annotation, cellular component: nucleus.